Messenger RNA from Strongylocentrotus purpuratus (purple sea urchin), 1953 nucleotides. RefSeq names its product charged multivesicular body protein 2a. Lineage: Eukaryota; Metazoa; Echinodermata; Echinoidea; Camarodonta; Strongylocentrotidae. The transcript has 6 exons. Bases 229 to 897 code for a protein of 222 amino acids. Gene Ontology annotation, cellular component: multivesicular body; ESCRT III complex. Gene Ontology annotation, biological process: endosome transport via multivesicular body sorting pathway; late endosome to vacuole transport; protein transport. The record is from RefSeq and is a predicted model, not a curated record.
UCUGAAUCAUCUGGCAGUCUAUGAGGUUAUUUCUAUUCGAUUCGAGUUUAGAUCUACUAGAUCUGCAGUGCAUGGAGAUACUUCUUCUAGAAAAGACACUGAACCCUUCAUUAUUUGACACCGUAAACAGGUUCUGGGAGACCAUACACAACAGACAAACAGAAGGAUACAAUACAAUAGAACCCAGGUUCUUUUCAUCUACCUAAAGAGUGAAUAUAAGCCACCACCAUGCAGGCCUUGUUUGGUAAGAAGAAGACGCCGGAACAGAUGCUGAAGCAGAACCAGAGAGCGCUCAACCGUACGAUACGAGAAUUGGACAGAGAAAAGACCCGCAUGGAGCAACAAGAGAAGAAAGUCAUUGCUGAAAUCAAGAAGAUGGCCAAGCAAGGACAGAUGGAUGCAGUGAAGAUCAUGGCCAAGGACUUGGUUAGAACAAGGAACUUUAUCAAGAGAUUCAUCUUAAUGAAAGCAAACAUUCAAGCUGUCUCGUUAAAAGUACAGACGUUGAGAUCUCAGAAUGCAAUGGCGAAUGCAAUGAAAGGAGUAUCCAAGGCAUUGAAAACAAUGAACACAAAGAUGAAGUUACCUCAGAUCCAGAAGAUAAUGAUGGAGUUUGAGCGUGAGUCUGAGAUCAUGGAUAUGAAGGAAGAGAUGAUGAAUGAUGCAAUCGAUGAUGUCAUGGAAGGAGAUGACGAUGAAGAAGAGAGUGAUGUCAUUGUGUCUCAAGUGCUUGACGAACUUGGUCUUUCAUUAACAGACGAUCUAGUUGGUAUCCCCUCAACUGGAGGAGCGCUUAAUACCAAGAGCAAGGAAACGGGCAAGGUCGCUCAAGCCGAUGGUUUAAGUGAUGCAGAUGCUGAUCUACAAGCAAGGCUGGACAAUCUUAGGAGAGAGUAGACUUUCGAUCCUUCAACCAAAUCUUGUCAUACCCUAGUGUAAAAGACACUGAUGCUGAUCUGCAAGGCUUGAAAACCUUAGGAGAGAAUGGACUUUACAUAACAGUCUAAAAAGCACUUGGGAUAACGAAAGAGACAUUGCCUUAGCUUAAAAAAAGGAGAGAUAUUCCUUAUAGAAUUAGUUCUCUACAUUUUUUGCUGUAUUGAGGAGAGGUUUCGCCAUCUACUUUGUCAGCAUAGCUGCAGAGAGAUUGUGGUUUAUAAUGAUAAUCCUGAUAGAAAUAUACAUAGAGCAUCAUGAGCAUGUAAUAAACAUUUAAAAGUUUUUUUAUGACCUGUUGAUGAAGAAUAUUUUUGAAAAUCAUUCAUGCAACUCGGUGUGAACCUAGUGCUCUGCUAUAAAAAAAAAGAAAUAUCUUUUCGAUGAGAUCCAACUUGACAUCAGACCUUUCCAAAAUGAGGGGGUGGGAGGGGGCAAGCUGUGGCCUUUGUGGCAAUUCUGAUUAUAAGGAUCCACCUUUCUUCUGUUUUGCUGGCAAAGGGAGUUUCACUUUGGUACCCAUUUAAUGAAAGGGAGGAGGGGAUGUGGGAAGGCACAUUUUUUUUCUAAUUUGAACACUGAGACUGGUCUGUCCAAUUAUUAUUUUGUAUCGGGCAAGCAUUAUUUAAACAAUGUACCUGUACAUUGUACAUACAGUUUACAUCUGUAUGUACCUGUUGAAAUCUAUUUACAUGUAAAUAGUUGUUAGCUAUUUGUAAAUUGUGACUUUUAUAUGAAUAAUUGAUUACAAAACCAUAUGUUUUAUAAUAUUGUCACUUAUAAUUAUAAUCAAUUUGAAAGACACUAUUAAAGAAAUUGAUUGUGGUAUGAGAAAUGAACUGUACUUGGGUUCCGGGUGCCACUAUUCGCAGGGUUUUAUAUUAACCCAUUGAUAGUAUUGCCUCUCAUUUUUGUUCCAUUAAGAAUAAUAAAUGGUGUACCAUUUUUUAAUCUGUGCGAUUAUAAACAUUAUCAAGGUCCUAAUUAUGUUAGGAAAAUUGAAAUGUAUAUUCAUUU